Molecule: messenger RNA, 1671 nt
Organism: Morus notabilis
Lineage: Eukaryota; Viridiplantae; Streptophyta; Magnoliopsida; Rosales; Moraceae
Product: putative serine/threonine-protein kinase
Exons: 6
Coding region: 226-1338 (370 amino acids)
Biological process (GO): protein phosphorylation
Molecular function (GO): protein kinase activity; ATP binding
Source: RefSeq, a predicted model, not a curated record
AAUGGGGAAGAAAGUUUCAAUUCCUUAGAUUGGAGAGAGUCAAAAGCCAGAAGCUCUUGAACAUUCCGUGUCCACAUAUGGGUUUAAGUUUGCCGUGUCCAGCUUUUUCUUAUAUUUCUUGCGGGUUAUUCUUUUCUCUCUCAAUAAUGCCCUCUAAUUAGCAGCCGAAAAAGAAAAAGGUUCAGUUUUUGAAAGCUUUAAUCAAGUUAAAAUUAUCCACAAACAAUGAAAAACCUUUUUUCAUGGACCCGUUGCUUCUCCUCUCCAAAGCCAAAUGACAUUGAGAAUAACGAUGAAGAAAACCAAGAAAACUUCCGAGUGUUCACUUAUAAUGAGCUCAAAGCAGUCACCCAUGGCUUCCAUUCGUCGAACAAAGUCGGAGAAGGCGGCUUCGGAACUGUCUAUCAGGGGCGGCUUAAGGAUGGCUCUAUUGUGGGGGUCAAAGUGCUUUCCAUAGAACUUGAGUCCAUGCGAGGCGAAAGGGAGUUUAUCGCUGAAUUAGCCGCGCUUUCGGAUAUUAGACAUGAAAAUCUUGUCAAGCUUAGAGGUUGUUGUGUUGAUGGAGCUACAAGAUACUUGGUCUAUGAUUAUAUGGAAAACAAUAGCCUCUCUCACACGUUACUUCGUGGAGAACAAAACAGGAUUAAGUUUAGUUGGGAAGCUAGAAGGGAGAUUUCAUUGGGAAUAGCUAGUGGACUUGCUUAUCUUCAUGAGGAAGUUCAACCCCAUAUAGUGCACAGAGACAUCAAGGCAAGCAAUAUACUUCUUGACAGAAAUUUCACACCAAAAGUUGGGGAUUUCGGAUUGUCGAAGAUAUUGCUGGAGCAUCAUUCGCACAUAAGUACUCGUGUUGCCGGGACAAUAGGCUAUCUUGCUCCGGAGUAUGCAAUCACCGGGCGUUUGACACGAAAAUCAGACGUAUACAGCUUCGGAGUGUUGCUUUUGGAGAUUGUAAGUGGCAGGGAGGUUGUGUUCUUUGACAUGGAACAUGGAGAGCAUUCCUUGGUUCAGAAGGCGUGGGAAGCGUAUAAAUCCAAUAAACUCAUUGAAUUAGUGGAUUCUGUGUUGGAAACGAAUUAUCCUGAGGAUGAAGCUGUGAGGUUCAUCAAAGUUGGACUCCUUUGCGUUCAAGAAACCGCGAGGCUGCGGCCGGGGAUGUCCACGGCUAUUAAGAUGUUGGCUAAUGAGAUUGACAUUGGAGAUAUUGAGAUUUGCCAACCAGGGGUUGUGACUGAUUUCAUGUCUAUAAAAAUGGACCAACAAAACUCAUCUCAGAGCGUUUUCUCUAGGGGUUCCACAACCGCAGGCUCGCAAAGCCCCUACACCUCUUAUUUCUGAUCCCCAUUACUAUUUCUUUUUUUUACCCUUCAUGAUUUUUUCCUUUUUGUACAAUGAGUAUGUCGAUUCUCUUAGUCCCGACUCGUGCCUGAUCUUGAUCUGAAUUUGUUAGAAAUAUGAGUUCAAUCUAGUGGGCAAAUAGAGUUUUUCUUGUACAAUAGGUUUUGUUAGUCUCUUGCCAAUUUGUGUCAAAAAUCCACACAUGUACUGUGUACACAUUGGAUGUGGCUCCAUUUUUCUUUUUCUUUUUCUUUUCUUCUUUUGGAGGGAGGAUACAUAUUCUUGGAUGUGUUUUGGACAAAAAAUAUAUACAUUUCAAAUUUUUUUCUUCUG